AUGAAAUGUGAUAUUCAAUGUUCGGGAGUUAAAGUUUUAGGUAAAGCAGUUCAUGCCCUUUCUAGGAUUGGAGAUGAAAUCCAUUUGGAAACUUCAAAAGAUGGAUCUCUUCUUAUAGCCUUUAAAUCAAGUACAAUGAUUGAAAAAACUAUUGACACAUGUUCACUAGAGUUGAAUAAUAAUUACGAUAAUUUUAUUAUAAAUAAUUAUUGUAAACAUGAUUUAAUUAAAUCAUAUCAUUUGCACUUAAUUGAAAAUGAAGCAUUAGAAGCAACGUUUGAAAAAAAUGAUUACAAGAAUACAAUAUUGGCUCAAUCUAGAAUGAUCUUAAAAAGUAUUCAGAAUUUUCAUGCCACUGUUGAAGAAAUAACAUUAAUUUUGAACAAUGAAAAAGUUGUUAUGAAAAAUUAUGUUGAUGAUGAACCAGUUUUAGGUAAAGCAGUUCAUGCCCUUUCUAGGAUUGGAGAUGAAAUCCAUUUGGAAACUUCAAAAGAUGGAAUUGUAUUACGUACAUUUAACUCGUCACGUUCAGCUUAUGCUAGCUUUAAGUUUGAUAGAAGUUUUUUUACAUCAUUUAAUAACAACACAGAUAUCAAAUGUAAAAUACCAGUUAAGUCUCUUCUUAUAGCCUUUAAAUCAAGUACAAUGAUUGAAAAAACUAUUGACACAUGUUCACUAGAGUUGAAUAAUAAUUACGAUAAUUUUAUUAUAAAUAAUUAUUGUAAACAUGAUUUAAUUAAAUCAUAUCAUUUGCACUUAAUUGAAAAUGAAGCAUUAGAAGCAACGUUUGAAAAAAAUGAUUACAAGAAUACAAUAUUGGCUCAAUCUAGAAUGAUCUUAAAAAGUAUUCAGAAUUUUCAUGCCACUGUUGAAGAAAUAACAUUAAUUUUGAACAAUGAAAAAGUUGUUAUGAAAAAUUAUGUUGAUGAUGAACCAGAUCCCAACCAAGUAAUUCAUACUGAGCUGUCUCUAGAGAAAGAAGAAUUUGAACUGUAUCAGUUAGAAACAGAAAUAAUAGUCACAUUUUGUCUUAAAGAAUUAAGGGCUGUUGUAAAUUUUGCUGAAUCUUGUAGUGUACCUAUUUUAAUAUGCAUUCAAGCCUCUGGAGUAUCAUCUAGAGUUAUAGACAGUGUAGAUACAGUACAUACAUUUUGUCCUUCACGCAUUCCCAAGGAAAAGGACACAGUUAGGUCUGGUGAACUCAGGUCACUUGCAGAACACCUGGUCAUUUUGUCCAGUAUGACUAUAUUUUUAAAAUUUAAUUUAACUAAUAUACCAAUUUUAUAUUUUUACUUUUUUAUAGAUCCCAACCAAGUAAUUCAUACUGAGCUGUCUCUAGAGAAAGAAGAAUUUGAACUGUAUCAGUUAGAAACAGAAAUAAUAGUCACAUUUUGUCUUAAAGAAUUAAGGGCUGUUGUAAAUUUUGCUGAAUCUUGUAGUGUACCUAUUUUAAUAUGCAUUCAAGCCUCUGGAGUGCCAAUUUUAUUUGAAAUACAAGAAAUUCCGGGCGUGGAAGCGGAAUUUGUCUUGGCCACUUUGUCGGAAGAGAUCGGAUCCCAAAUGAGCACAAGCAUGCGACAGAGUAAUAAUUCUUCUGUUGCUGUGCCUCAAGACAGUGACUUAAAGGAAAAUGAUGACAGACAUGUUGCUCUGUUGACCACAGAUGAUAACUCUGACAUGUCCCUGACAAUGAUCGAAAACACAUCUGCAGAUCCUGUGGCUUUUGAAGCUGCACCGACGGAGUGUGCAGAAGAGAAUGUUGUGCCCUCCACACCACCCCAUAAAAAGUUUCGAAGGAUGUUUCUUGGACUGUCUUCCUCGUCGUCUCAAUCGGCUGAAUACACGUCGGUCAUUCCUGAUCCUGACGAAGUUCUGGCAGAAGCGAGUGACGAAGACUAGGUCGAAUUCUCCAUUGGCAUUUGCAGUUUCCCAUUUGAAAUGGUCUACGUGCAAUCAACCGUAGUCUGUGCAACCAUUCUGGGAGACCGCCGUGCGGAGCGGUUCCUUCUUCUCCGACCAUCCGGGACCGACCGACACCAGGAGGACCGUAAUAUCGUCAGGCUUUCCACCUU
Centruroides sculpturatus (bark scorpion) is the source of this 2072-nucleotide messenger RNA. It is a transcript of the gene Rad9, whose product is annotated as cell cycle checkpoint control protein RAD9A-like. The transcript is spliced from 19 exons. Gene Ontology annotation, biological process: DNA repair; mitotic intra-S DNA damage checkpoint signaling; DNA replication checkpoint signaling. Gene Ontology annotation, cellular component: checkpoint clamp complex. The coding region runs from base 1 to 1899 and encodes 632 amino acids. Lineage: Eukaryota; Metazoa; Arthropoda; Arachnida; Scorpiones; Buthidae. The record is from RefSeq and is a predicted model, not a curated record.